AUGGCUUCGGCUGCAGCAACUGCGAUUCCGACCAGGAAAUCCAGCGAGAUAAUCGGGAUUCCACCGAGCCAGAGAUUCACUACGGCAUCAUUGGAGCUGCUUUCUGUCAUUCCAGCACAGAUGAUAGCCACGACGACUAAAGCAACGGACGCUCUUAAGGAGUUCUACUUCUGUGGCCGGGUGAACGUGCUCGAAAGUAUCCAAACGAUCCUGAAUCUGACGAUGCUAGAGAACAAAAAUCAUCCGUGCCGUCGGACAAUGGUUAUUUUUCAAGGCAUUGGUGGAAUUGGAAAGACCCAGACAGCCCUUGAAUACAUUGACGUCAGUGCCAAUCGAAUCAUGGACGAAUUGAUAACUCAUUAUGCGAAGAAGUACCCCGGAGAAGAGAAGUUUGGUAGUAUUGCAGCAGACCUUCAGAUUCCGGGGCAAAUCGAUCGUCAGGGCCAGCUGAGAGGAAAUGCUGCCAAAUCUCCGUGGCAGUGUGUACGUAAAUGGCUCGCGAGGGAUGCGAAUAUCGGGUGGUGUCUUGUCGUCGACGGAAUCAACGACGAGGCAGACGGGGACCGUAUGCUGGAAUUGCUUCCCGCUUGCGAUCAUGGACACAUCAUUGCUACGUCUAGGGUACGUUUAUCCGACUUCAAGAUCAUUGAAAUCCCAGAGCUGGAGGAGCAGUUUUCUGUGAAGAUGCUUCUAGAUCGCCGGGUAGAUUCUCUUAAAGAUGGAGACGAAGCAAAACCCGCAGCAGAACAAGUUGCAGAAAUGAUCGGAUACCUUCCACUUGCCCUUUCCCAAGCAGCGGCCUACAUUAAGAAGAAAGCCCUCAGGCUAGUGCAAUACCUAGGCAGACUUCGCAACAACAUUGCUCGGCUCAUCGGCGAGAAAUUCUUGAAGUUCUCCGGCGGUGUUUUCUCGUGCUGGGAAUUAUCUAUCCAGGAACUCGUCAAAUCGUACGCUCACGCCUUUGACUUGCUUCGGCUCUGCUCGUUUUUAAGCCCAAAUGGAAUUUCGGAAGAAUUACUCUACCGCGGUCUCGAGGCCAUCGAGUGCGCUCAAAACGAACAGUUUCACCUAGAAACGCUAUAGACGGGCUAGUCACAUACUCCUUGAUGAAGAUAAAAGCCUAGCGGCACUUUAUAGAGAUGGCGCACGAUUGGUCACUUGCUUAGUAGGGUUGGAUAAAACGGCGACACGCGCGAGUCAUGCGAAUGGAUAUACGAACAGGAAAUCAGGGCCCAACUGGACCUGUGUUUCAAUAAAUAUGUUCAGAAAGACAUUGUCACGAAUGACGCUGUUGCGGCGGAUGACAAUCUUGCCUGGGCGAUUCGCCAGCUGGGGGUGCUUAAGGUUUGGCGGUCAGACAGACGAUUGUGUCGCAGCAGCCCUUCUCAAGCUUUCAAUCAGCUUGUAUACAAAGAAUAAGGAGAAGGAGAAGCUGCCCAACGUUGAUGGCCACCCUGACAUUGAACUCAGGUUGCUGUAUGCCAUGCCAUGCGUAGCUUGGCGAAGCUGUUGGUCCUGCACGAUGGACUUGGUAGGAGCCCUGAAGAAAUCACCCGCUUGCUCGAUACCGUUGAGCGUGGGUACAACAAAUUCCGCUAGAUGCUGAGCUUCUGAAAAUCCAAAACCUGAAGGCAUCGCAUCUCCGGAACCUGGACGACUUCGACGGGGCGCUGACGCUGUAUCAAACAUGCAUGGAGAACUGCGCCAGGGUUAACUUAUUGAAUAUUAGCAGCUAUGAGUCUGUCUGACCGCAUUAUUGUUUCUGAACAGUUCCCUUCAGACCCUUAUUUCGAAGGUAGUCAGAUUGUGUUGAUGUGGUUAGUUUUUAU
Messenger RNA from Blastomyces gilchristii SLH14081, 1829 nucleotides. RefSeq lists its product as uncharacterized. The coding region runs from base 1 to 1083 and encodes 360 amino acids. The transcript has 4 exons. The record is from RefSeq and is a predicted model, not a curated record. Lineage: Eukaryota; Fungi; Ascomycota; Eurotiomycetes; Onygenales; Ajellomycetaceae.